CCUUCAGCUCCCACAAUCCUCCCCAGUCUUCCCAAGGUGCAGCUUGUUUUUGCUCUUCACACUCGUGUCUGUCUGUCUCUCGCGCUCUGCAGCUGAGGUGGGCGCGCGCAGAGCCUCUGACCCUCUCACCCACUCGCUCGCUCUCCCUCUUCGCUGCAGCUACAGGGGGCUAUGGAUGGGCUGCGUUUGCCUCCGCUCAUUGAGGAGGCUUUGGACUCCACAGAUAACCCCUGUGAUCUGAAAGCGGACAGCAGCCCCACCAUGGACAACGAAAUAACAGCAAAGGAGAGAGGUGUGCUGGAGGAAAACAAUGAGAAGGAGGAGAUGGACCAGGAGAGAGCUCUGGAGGAGGAAGGAGAAGAGAGGAAGUGGAAGGAGGAAGAGGGAGAAGGGCAGGAAGCGAGGAAGGAGCAGGAUCCGUUGACGGAGGAGCAGGAGCUGGAGGAGUUGAGGGCCCAGGUGCUGCAGUUGCUCCUGGAGCUGGAGGAGGCCAGGGAGACCUCCAACAAACACCAGGAGAGUUUCCAUGAACUGCAAGGUCUGUUGGAUGAUGAGCGUCUGGCCAGUGCCCAUCAGGCAGAAGCCUUCACACGUCAGAUCCAGAAUCUACAAGCCCAGCUACGGUCUGUGCAGGAGGAGAUGGACAGCCUGGAGGAGGAGAAGGAGAGCGAACUGGCUGAGGCCCAAGAGGAACUACGUGUGGCUCAGGAGGAGGUACUCCUGCUCCAACAGGCAGCAGAGGAGGCGGCUGCAGAGAGGGAGAACGACAUCGCCUCCUUGCAGGAGGAGCUGUGUCGCAGACGGGCUGAACUGCAGCGUCUUAGUGAGGAGACCCAAGAGUAUGAGCUGGAAAUCACCACGCUGAGGGCUGAGAUCAACAUGAAGAGCCAGCGCAGGGAGGCCGAGAGGAGAGAGGGUGACGUGGAUCUGCUGAAGGAGGAGUGCCGUAUGCUGAGGGAGGAGUGUCAGACCCUGAAGGAGGACAACAGACGUCUCUCAGAGAGACUGCAGCUGCUGCAGAGACAGAGGACGUGUUCCAGUGUCUAUCUGUCACUCAAAGAGGAAGAUCCUGGUGAGGGCACCAAGGGGAAGCAGAUGAAGACUGGUUCGGAUGACGUCAUCUCAGAGAGCUACAUGACUAUGGCCCAGUCCGAAAGCACCAACUGUCGCCUGGUGGACGCCUCCAUCCAGAAAAAUAUUUCAUUCGAUGGGAAGCCUGUCACACCAACCAGCUGGAACAGCGGCAUGGGAGAGAUCCUCUCCUUAAGGGACCAGCUGAAACAGGCAGAGGAGAAGGCCUCGCAGGUUCAGAGAGAGUGUGACGGUGUCAAGCUGGAGCUGCAGGAGCUGCAGGUUCUGUAUGACAGCAGUCAGAGGGAGCGAGCAGAGCUGGAGAAGGAGCUGCAGAGCUGCAAGGCCGAGCUCGAGAAGCUGUGUGGAGGACUCAGGAAUGAUUGUAAUAGUGGCUGUGGUCUGGUGCUGGUUGUCGGAGCUGGCGUCCCAGAGAACAAGGGGAGUGAGGUAGGUUGGAACUCCAUUUUGACUGGUCCACUGCAGCCACAGCAGUGCUUCUAAUGAUACUAGCUUGUUGAGAGCUCUUGUCCGAUGUUAAUUGGAGGGGCAACAACUGCACACAAUCAGACGUCUGCUUCAGACCAGCCUUUGUACUCUCUCGUGCCGUGUCCAUAGACUGAACUGGAAUUAUCUCAGAGCUGACAAGUAUGUGGUACAAGAUUUAUGGGAAACUGCUGCAAAAAGGUACGACCUGCACACACAGGCUGAGAUCGAAGCGUUCAAUCUCACUCAGUUGGGAAAUCAGAUUGUUAUGAUGAUGAGGUCACCCACGUGAGAACUGGACAUUGCUAAAUAAAUGGUUGUGUCACUCUGCUUUUGUGUCUGUGAACGUUUUCUCUUCUUCAUGAAUAAUGUGAU
This is a messenger RNA of Thalassophryne amazonica, 1932 nucleotides long. RefSeq names its product coiled-coil domain-containing protein 136-like. Lineage: Eukaryota; Metazoa; Chordata; Actinopteri; Batrachoidiformes; Batrachoididae. The record is from RefSeq and is a predicted model, not a curated record. The transcript is spliced from 9 exons. The coding region runs from base 172 to 1575 and encodes 467 amino acids. Gene Ontology annotation, cellular component: acrosomal membrane. Gene Ontology annotation, biological process: acrosome assembly; single fertilization.